Molecule: messenger RNA, 3993 nt
Organism: Lathyrus sativus (Indian pea)
Lineage: Eukaryota; Viridiplantae; Streptophyta; Magnoliopsida; Fabales; Fabaceae
Source: the annotation of a GenBank genome assembly
AUGGCAUUUGAUCAAAAUUCCGCUCCCACAGAUCUGCGAGUAUUGAAUGUGGCUCCGAUAAUGGUGAAGGAGCCUCUCAUUUCUUCGGCAAGCGGCAGCACGCCUCCCACCCCUGAUUCGAUUUCCGAUUAUUUCUACCCGACGUCCGCCUCAUCCGCUGGUGCCGCGUCAGCAACUUGGUGUCUUCGCCCCAUUGUGAGUCCUCCUUCUAUUGGGUUAAACUAUGGGAGCCGCGUUGUUGCUGGGAAUGCUUUGAAUUUGGGAAAUUGGGUAGGAGCUAAUAAUAGUAACAAUAAUAAUAAUAAUACUGGUUGGCAUAAUGUUUGUAAUGAUGGUGUACCUGUGAAUGUAAGUGGUUUUUCUUAUGGUGCUCACGGUGGAACUAGAGUGGUUGAUGAUACCGGGGAUGAUUUGAAUUCCGGGAGGAAAGUUAAGUUUCUGUGUAGUUUUGGUGGGAAGAUAUUGCCUAGGCCUAGUGACGGAGUGUUGAGAUAUGUUGGAGGACAGACAAGGAUAAUUAGUGUUAAGAAAGAUGUGAGUUAUAAUGAUUUGGUGCUGAAGAUGGUGGAUACUUAUGGACAACCUGUGGUUAUUAAGUAUCAGUUACCUGAGGAGGAUCUUGAUGCGUUAGUUUCAGUUGCUUGUCCUGAUGAUGUUGAGAAUAUGAUGGAGGAGUAUGGAAAGUUGGUUGAGAGAUCUUCUGAUGGUUCUGCUAAAUUGAGGGUAUUUUUGUUCCCUCUCUUGGAGGUUGAUCUUUCUGGUGCAGCACAGUCGGGGGAUUUGCAGGAUACGGGACAGAAAUAUUUUGAUGCUGUGAAUGGUUUUAUAGAUGGGUAUGGGGUUUGUUGUGGGUUCCAGAGGAAGGAGAGUGUUACAAGUGCAGCUUCAACACAAAAUUCUGAUUUGAGUGGGAUAGAGACUAUUGAUAGCUCAGUUGCCGGUCAAGGAGAUUCGGCGUCCUGCGUGUUAUCGCCUAGAGAGUAUGUGGCUGCUUCUCCAGAUACUAGUGUGAAUUUGGCGGCUUCUGAGUCCAGCACACCAGUUUACUCGGGUGCUUCUUCUGGUGUUUCAUUUAAGACUGGUCCAACAAACACUUCAUAUACACAGAAUGAGGUUGAGUCAGAAAAGUCAGCGUCGGUUACUUACCCUCAACAACCAUUUGAACUGCACCAAUCUGGAAUGGAAAUUCCACCACCUUCGCCUUAUUGGAACCAUGCAGAGUAUGUCCACUUGCCUCCUCAGACGGGGUUCCCAAAUCCUCAACUAUUAGGAAAGACUGGUCCUGUUUUUGCCCAACAACAAUUUCAUAAUAAUAAUAUGCCUGGUUUAGCUUUCCGUCAGGUCAUUCCCGGAGCACAAAUGACAAUGACUCAGCCUUCUUCUCGCGUUGGUAUAAGACCGAAUGUCAUCCAACCACAACCAUUGAUACAACCGCAACAUAAUCAUUUGAACCAAUACAAUGAUGAAAAUACAUCAGGAAUAAGAAUUGUCCAGCUUCCUGCAGAACACAGCUACAAUACAUAUCAGGUUCCGGUUAAUCAAGUUCCAUCUGUCAUAGUUGGGGGUAAUCGCGGAUGGGUUCAGGUGCCUCCACAAGAGCAUGUUGUUUUCUCUGAUGGGUCAUUACCUCAACAAGUAAUAAUGCCAGAGAAAAUCCAAAGAGUUGAGGAAUGUUCUAUGUGUCAGAAAAAGUUGCCUCAUGCUCAUUCAGAUCCAGUGGUUCCGGAUCAGCACGAUGGCGGUUCAGGCCCAGUUCCUGAUUCAAGCCCAAGUUAUAAGAGUUUUCCAAUGGAGGACAAUGUAAAAGCUCAAGCAACAAAGAGGGUUGAGCCUAUGGUGGCAUCACCCUUGAAGGAAGGUGUUGUUGAACAAGGGUUUAGCACAAGACCAAGUGUCAUUAGCAAAUUGGAAGUUCAUAAUGGAGUAAGAAAUUGUACUGAUAAUACUGGGAUUUCUUAUAAUUUUGAGCCUCAGCAUGAAGGUGGGAGGACUUUUAUUCAAAUACCAGAAGAAUUUGACCAUUCCAUGAACUCAUUUAUCCAGGAAACAAUUGGUAGGACAGAUGGAAAACAUUCUUCUAGGGAUGGGCUUGGAACCAUGGGAACCACACCACCUUCUUAUCCAGAUGAUGUUGUCCGCCAGCAUAUGGCACCGGUUGAAACCUGGGUUAAACAAGACGAACACGUGAAUAGGCAUGUUAAUAAUAAUAUACCUAUAGUUGAUGGAAUGACUUUACAUACUCCGGAGUGUGUUGCCCAAGGAACUUCCAAAGAAUACACAAAUGAGCUUACUGGUGUCGUUUCUAAAUCAGAUACAGUAAAUAAUUGGAUUAGGCAGGGCUAUGUAAGACCUGUUGAUGGAAGGAAUGACAUUCUCAAGAUACACAAUGCUGAUGUUAGUAAUGAUCAAUGCUUGCUUCCAGUUGAUAAAUCUUUAGAUUACAAAAGUCAGAUUGCUACAGAGGAAGAGGUGAUUCUGGACAACAACUUUGUCACACCGAAAUUGAUAGUUGAUGCGGAUAAAAUUAAGAUGAUAGGUGUGCAGCCAUCUUCUUCCAAGGAGAUUUUAUACAGGCAAAAUUCCAGGACAGGGGACGACAAUGAUGUUGCACAACCACUUGUGUUGAGCGCUACUCAAUCAAAUAUUGUAAACCAUCACAAGAAUGAUUCAACAUCAUCUACAUCAUCACCAUCUUUCAUGUUUUGUGAUAUGCAGGAUUCUCCAAACUCAGUUUUUGGCAAUCACGAUCCUUGGAGUAUACCACACGGAUACAAGAAAUCGAAUUUGGAUGCACAAUUGGAUGGUGACCUCUACGAGUCAUUCAAACAAAAUUUAACUUUUGAAAAUGGUUGCUGUGACAAAGUUUCAACCGAAGACCAACAACUUAAAGUUGUUGCCGAAGAUGUAGCAGCUUCUGUUCUGCACCCAUGUGCUCCUUCAAAUCCUAACUUGCAAGCCGGAGAUGUUUCCUGUCACAAAAAUAUUGAGGACGGUGAUGUUCAAAAUAAUGCAAUAGAUGCAAUGUGUAGAGAUAUAACUCAGGAUGUCAAGAGCAACUCUCCAGAAAAGGGAAAUUUUGGCUUUCCAACAUCAGGUGUUGGACGUUUGCAGAUUAUAAAGAACUGUGACCUUGAAGAGCUGACAGAGUUGGGUUCUGGUACCUUUGGGACUGUUUAUCAUGGAAAAUGGAGGGGAACCGAUGUUGCAAUCAAGAGAAUAACUGAUAGAUGUUUUGCUGGAAAGCCUUCAGAGCAAGAGCGCAUGAGAGAUGACUUCUGGAAUGAGGCAAUCAAGCUUGCUGACUUGCACCAUCCAAAUGUAGUUGCUUUCUAUGGUGUGGUGCUUGAUGGACCAGGAGAUUCGGUGGCAACAGUAACUGAGUAUAUGGCUAAUGGUUCUCUCAGAACUGCAUUGCAAAAGAACGAGAGGAAUCUAGACAAGCGCAGACGUCUUUUGAUUGCAAUGGACGUGGCCUUUGGAAUGGAAUAUCUGCAUGGAAGAAACAUAGUACACUUUGACUUGAAAAGUGACAACUUGCUAGUGAAUCUCCGAGAUCCACACCGCCCAAUAUGCAAGGUUGGUGACUUGGGUCUAUCCAAAGUAAAAUGUCAGACUCUGAUCUCUGGAGGUGUUAGAGGAACUCUACCAUGGAUGGCUCCAGAACUGCUGAAUGGAAGCAGUAGCCUUGUUUCAGAGAAGAUUGAUGUCUUCUCAUUCGGUAUUGCGAUGUGGGAACUCUUAACUGGAGAAGAGCCAUACUCUGAUUUGCACUAUGGUGCUAUUAUAGGUGGUAUUGUAAGCAACACUUUGCGCCCUCCAAUUCCCGAUACUUGUGACGUGGAAUGGAGUGUGUUAAUGGAGAGAUGUUGGUCCUCAGAGCCAUCAGAGAGACCCACCUUCACUGACAUUGCUGAUGAAUUACGUUCUAUGGCAAGCAAACGCCAGAAUCAACAGCUACAACCCUCUCCUUUGUCUACCCAAGUCAACAAAUGA